AUGGCGCUAUCUGUGUCGACCUUGGAUAGGCUGUCCUCGCUGGAGAGGUUCGUUGAGGAAUGGCCUGGACCCCUUGGCAUUCUGUUGUACGUCAGUGAACAUGAUGCCUACCAUAACCUAGAUUUCAUAAUAAGGUCAUCUGCCAUUUUGAGCCGGAAAGAUAUUGUUAGGAGGUUGGAUGUCCAUUUGGUCUAUAAAAGAGACGGUCACAACCCGAUCAACUACAUGAGGAAUGUGCUGCUCAACAACAGUUUCGCCGAUUACAACUUCUAUAUCGAUAUCGAUUUGAUACCAAACAAAGGAGCAUACCGAAGUCUUCAGAACAUGAUCAAAUCGAAUGGAAAUUCGAUAUUCUUGCUACCUGCUUUCAAGUCUGAAAUAUAUUUGGAUGAAAAAUUGUUCCCAAAGAAUAAAGGCGAACUUCUCAAAUUAAUCGAAAAAGGUUCAGUUAACGGAAUUGGCGUUAAAUCUGGCUGGAAACUAGGACAUCAGCCUACAAAUUACAGUAGAUGGCUUACUGCGACUGAACCGUAUCGAGCAGUAUUCAAAGACGCGUUCGAACCGUACGUGGUGGCACCGAAAUGGUUGUGGGCCCGUUUCAACGAGGACUUAAUGGAAAGAAUGGGCGAUAAGAUCGCAUACGCCCGCCUACUCCACGGUCUCGGGUUUGAAUUCUGGGUGGCCCCAAAUGACUUCAUCAUCCACCUACCUCAUAUUUUAAGUGCCGGAACGAAAAAGUAUUGGCUUUAUCCAGACAUUUACAGGUUUGUUUCUGUGUGCUGA
Molecule: messenger RNA, 783 nt
Organism: Helobdella robusta
Lineage: Eukaryota; Metazoa; Annelida; Clitellata; Rhynchobdellida; Glossiphoniidae
Exons: 5
Coding region: 1-783 (260 amino acids)
Source: RefSeq, a predicted model, not a curated record